Messenger RNA from Insectozyma verbasci, 1290 nucleotides. The record is from the annotation of a GenBank genome assembly. NCBI's taxonomy places the organism in Eukaryota, Fungi, Ascomycota, Pichiomycetes, Serinales, Debaryomycetaceae.
AUGUCUUUGACUAGUAAAGAAGUUAAUUAUAUAAUAUAUAGAUAUUUACAAGAAAGUGGUUAUGAUUUAUCUGCUUAUGCUUUGGAUCAACAACUGCAAUGUUCAAAAUAUGGUAAUGAAGACAUAAGAAAUAAGAUUAAACCGGGUUGUUUGAUUAGUUUAAUUCAAAAAGGUAUAUUAUAUACAAUUGCAGAAUCCGAAGUAAAAAGUGAACAAAGUUUAACAUUUUUAGGUAGUUUGAUAAAUAAUGAUUUGGAUUCAAUAACAGAAGAAGAAAUAAUACGAAGUCAAAAACAAAACGGAAAACAACAAUUAAAUGAACCAGAGGUGAUAAUUCCAAAUUUUAAAUUUAAUUCUAGUUUAACUUCAGAUUGGUAUGAGGAUAAAAUAGUAUAUGGGAAAGAAAAUAAUGCAAUUAUAAUAAUUAACAACGAUGAUGAAAUUAUUUUAUCACACCCUUUAAAUAUUGUUGAUUUGGUAAUAUUUCAUGAAUUUAAUUUAUGGUCUUGUGCUGGUUCAGAAAUAAGAGUAUGGUCACCGGAUGGUAAACUUAAAAAUAUUACAAAUUUACAAGAAGGUAUAAUAAUUAAAGAAUUAUUAUGGAAUGAUUCAAAUCAAUAUUUGAUGGUUUUAGAUUCAAACAAUACCGUCACUAUAUUAGACUCUGUAACAUUAAGUGUAAUCAAAAAGAUUAAUAGCAGUGAGUUAGUCACUUGUUGUUGGUUAAGUUGUGACAAAUUUGCAAUUACGACAAGUUCAAAUAAUAUAAAAAUAUUUGACAUUGAGAGUUUAAAACCAAUUGGAAUUUUAAAUGGACAUGAACACAUUAUAUCAUUAUUAAAAUUCGACAAACAAACAAAAUUACUAGCUUCAUGUUCAGAAACAGAUUAUAAUAUUAAAAUAUGGAAUAGUUCAUCAUCGUGUUUAGAUUUAAUUGGUAAAAAACAUACAAGCCCAAUAAUAGAACUAUGUUGGAACAAUGGUUUAUUAUACUCUAUUUCAAUUGAAGGUAUAAUUAAUAUAUGGAAUGAUCAAGGAAAUAAUUUAAAAAAUGGAAAACUAGUGAAUAAUUUAAUUUAUAUUGCUAAAUUGAGUCCGAAUGGGAAAUUAUUGGCUAUUGGUGAUGAUAAUGGUAAAGUAUUAAUAUUUAAUGAAAAUUUACACCUUAUAAAAGUGUAUCAACCUGAAAUGAUGGAAAAUAGUGGUAUUUGUGAUUUAAAAUGGAAUUUGGAGUCUAAUAAGUUGCUAUGUUCAUAUAAUGUAAUAGAUAGUGUAGUUUUAAAUGUAUAA